Messenger RNA from Hipposideros armiger (great roundleaf bat), 1422 nucleotides. RefSeq names its product GLI family zinc finger 4 (gene GLI4). Gene Ontology annotation, biological process: regulation of transcription by RNA polymerase II. The transcript is spliced from 6 exons. Gene Ontology annotation, molecular function: RNA polymerase II transcription regulatory region sequence-specific DNA binding; DNA-binding transcription factor activity, RNA polymerase II-specific. NCBI's taxonomy places the organism in Eukaryota, Metazoa, Chordata, Mammalia, Chiroptera, Hipposideridae. The record is from RefSeq and is a predicted model, not a curated record. The annotation marks the transcript as partial. Gene Ontology annotation, cellular component: nucleus.
CACGCCAAAGGAAGAAGUUCCCGAUGAGAUAUGCAUAAAAAGGAACCUCAAAACAAGGAAGUUCCCACAUUCCUGAGCUCAGGUGAACAGAGAUCAAGACGGAGAAGAAAGGAAAGCUCGUCAGUCCGGCCUCCCGGGCCAAGGGACAGUUUGGGCACAAGAUCAUUUGUGACCUCUGUAAGUGAGCUAGACACCAAGACAUGCUGCAGAGUAAACGCGACCUGGGGAGGACCAUGGUGCUGGUCUUGGACAUUUGCUCUGGAGCAGGACAGCGAGGUCAUGGAAACAAGAGUGUGCCCCCACGCCGCCAAAACGAAUCCAGCGGGGCGUCGCUGGGUGGCCGGUCACGGAGAGGAUGAGGUACCGACAGAAAAGGGGACCUCCGUCCACGCGUGGACGACACGUCCAAAGCAGAAUUCGCUUGUGUGCGCUUCCACAAGCCCUGUGGCCACCGAGGUGGCGGUCCUCCGGGCGCCCAGAGCGGCCCGGAAGUGCGCGCGGCCGGGGCGGAGCGGGGCAGGGGCUCACUUCCGGCCGGCGCGGGCGCGGACGGCCACCUCCAGCUCCGAAGGUCCCAGGUGUGCACACCUUCAUCAGGCCUUGGGGAAGAUGGAAGCCCUGGGGGAUGGUCAGGAGCUCCCUUGUGUCUCGUCCCCUGUCAGCCUCGAGUCACCAGGGACACCAGGAGCCCACCACCACAAGGCUCAGCGUCCCCUCCGUGGUCAUCAGCACGGCUCCCCCAGCCGCUGCCCUGAGGUGCUCUCCCAGCCACUGAGGGAAGAGGAACUGUCGGACCUGGAUCUCCAAGACGUCAAGGAGGUCCAGCUCGGCGGGGACACGUGCUGGCCAGACUCCGAGCUGGAGCCCAAGCAGGCUCUGCCAUCUCCACACCUGCAGGGUCCUGCAGACGAGGUGGACCAGGACGGCGAGGCGCUGAGGACCCUUCUGAGGAGUCUUCCUCGGAGACCCACGUGUGGGGACAGCUUUGGGCAGGAGUCCAGCUCGGAGCAGCCCGCAGGCCAGCUGCCAGGGGCCGUGUCCUGUCCUCAGAAGAGGGGAGCCUGGCGCAUGACACUCGUGCCACAGGGAGCCUCUGGGACCAACGGCGGCUCCGAGCUGGGGGACAGCUUUGGCCGGGGCUCGGGCCUCGGGGCCCGGCAGGGCAGCCCGCGGGGCGGGAAGCCGCACAGGUGCGAGGCCUGCGGCAAGAGCUUCAAGUACAACUCGCUGCUGCUGAAGCACCAGCGCAUCCACACGGGCGAGAAGCCAUACGCCUGCCACGAGUGCGGCAAGCGCUUCCGCGGCUGGUCGGGCUUCAUCCAGCACCACCGCAUCCACACGGGCGAGAAGCCGUACGAGUGCGGCCAGUGCGGCCGCGCCUUCAGCCACAGCUCGCACUUCACGCAGCACGUGCGCGUCCAC